AGGAAAGAAGCGAUCCGUGUGGUGUAAGUGAUGGUGUACUAACAGCGCGGCUAGUUGCGCAGCAGCCGAGCUGUUAGUGCGCAAUUACAUCCGCCGCGGAAUGCGUCCGGGCGGCCUCAGCGCCGAGGAUAGCCGUCUCCUCCCGCGUCUCCUCUCUUUCGCAUGUCCCAUGGACCAACGAUGUGGGAAGAUCGUCUUCUAGACACGCGCAACGUCAGGCCGCAUGGAACACUUAAAAGAUGGGACAGUAUCGCCCGUCGUUGACUGGUGAUUGACCACACGGUUACACACACCUCUUGUACGCGUCGACCUGUCACCAGUGCACCACCAUGCCUUUCACAACCUUCAGCACCGCCGAGAAGUACAGGUACCAAAAUGGCUUCGACAGCCACCUAGAGUCAUCCGCCAUUGACGGUGCCCUCCCCGUAGGCCAGAACUCGCCGCAAAAGCCCGCGCUUGGGCUCUACGCCGAGAAGCUCUCCGGAACCGCCUUCACCGCGCCGCGCCACGAGAACAAGCAGACCUGGCUCUACCGCAUCCUCCCGUCCUGCGCGCACCCACCCUACGCGCCCACGCCCGAGGCGACGACGGAACAAUGGGCCAAGGGGGAGGAGCUCAAGUACAUACCCAACCAGCUCCGCUGGGAUCCCUUUGACCAUGACGAGUCGAAGGACCUUGACUUUGUCUCCGGGCUGAAGCUCGUCGCCGGCGCAGGGGAUCCCGUUCAGAAGCAAGGUCUGGGCAUGUUCAUCUACGCCGCAGGCAAGAGCAUGGACGAGACGUCAGCCUUCUACUCGGCGGACGGCGACCUGCUCAUCGUCGCGCAGGAGGGCGACCUCGACAUCCGCACCGAGUUUGGCUGGCUACUCGUCCGCCCCAUGGAGAUCGCCGUCAUCCCGCGCGGCGUCAAGUACCAGGUCUUCCUCCCCUCGGGCCCCGCGCGCGGCUAUGCCCUCGAGCUAUACCAGGGCCACUUCAAGCUGCCCGAGCUGGGCCCCAUUGGCUCCAACGGCCUCGCCAACGCGCGCGACUUCCAGGUCCCCGUCGCCUGCUUCACAGAGGACGUGGGCAGGACCGCGUCCGAGGGCGGCCGCAAGCACACUGUCACCGUCAAGUUCAACAAUGCCCUCUUUGCGACGACCCAGCCGCACACCCCCUUUGACGUCGUCGCCUGGCACGGCAACUACUACCCCUACAAGUACGACCUGGGCCGGUUCAACACCAUUGGCACCAUCUCCUUUGACCACCCGGACCCGUCCAUCUUCACCGUGCUCUCCGCGCCCUCCCCUCUCCCCGGCACGGCCGUGGCCGACUUUGUCAUCUUCCCUCCGCGCUGGCUCGUGGGCGAGGACACCUUCCGCCCGCCGUACUACCACCGCAACACCAUGUCCGAGUUCAUGGGCCUGAUCACUGGCGGGUACGACGCUAAGCGCGGCGGCUCGGGUGGUUUCGUGCCCGGCGGCGCGUCGCUGCACAAUGUCAUGAGCGGCCACGGACCCGAUGCCGCGAGUCACGAGGGCGCGCGGGGGGCGGAGCUCAAGCCGCAAAAGGUCGGCGAGGGGAGCUGUGCGUUCAUGUUUGAGAGUUGCCUGAUGAUGGGCGUUAGCGAGUGGGGGCUGAGGACGUGCAAGAAGGUGCAGGAGGGAUAUAGCGAGGAGAGCUGGUCCGGCGUCGUGACCCAUUGGCAGGGCGCCAAGGGGCUGGAGAUCAAGUCUCACUUGGUAUAGGUGUUUUGGAAGCGGAAAAUGAAUGUAUAUGUAUUUCAGUCUCUUGACGGGAGAAAUUGGCCCGGUGACAAGCCAGGUGUCGAUGAGUCUCGUACUUGAACAAGGCAGCGUUGAAAAAGCACAGCCUUCCACACUGAAGUCGGAUUCCACCACAUAGUCGUUAUUCCAUUCGCUGAUCAAAGUGUGUGAGGUGUAAUGCCGUUAGUCGCCUAAA
Emericellopsis atlantica is the source of this 1941-nucleotide messenger RNA. RefSeq names its product Homogentisate 1,2-dioxygenase. Gene Ontology annotation, cellular component: cytoplasm. The transcript is spliced from 2 exons. Gene Ontology annotation, molecular function: homogentisate 1,2-dioxygenase activity. The coding region runs from base 330 to 1727 and encodes 465 amino acids. Gene Ontology annotation, biological process: L-phenylalanine catabolic process. The record is from RefSeq and is a predicted model, not a curated record. Lineage: Eukaryota; Fungi; Ascomycota; Sordariomycetes; Hypocreales; Bionectriaceae.